This is a messenger RNA of Sclerotinia trifoliorum, 1762 nucleotides long. NCBI's taxonomy places the organism in Eukaryota, Fungi, Ascomycota, Leotiomycetes, Helotiales, Sclerotiniaceae. The record is from the annotation of a GenBank genome assembly.
GGUUUAGAAUCCAAUUUCAUACAAAUUGCUACCUAUCUUUCAACAAAAAAAACUUUAGGGAACUUCAUUCAAUCACGCAAUGCCUUCCUCAACCGAAGCCAUAAUCACCGAGUUGACACCAAUCGAUCACUUAAUGCCUCGCACAUAUGUGAUCAGUUUCAACUGUGGCUGGCCAAUAUCUCGCCGCAGUAAAAUUGAGGAUAUUUACAACCAUCUGAAGUUAGGCUUGAAACGAACUUUGAAUGAGAUUCCGUUUCUUGGCGGCACAGUUGUUUCCACGGGCUCUCCUGGAAAGUUUCAGAUCGAAACUCUACCUAGCGAUCUCGAAGGCAAUCAAUUAAUAUUCAACGAUCUCCGUACUGGGAGCGGAAAUUCGUGGCCACAUUCUUAUAAAAGUUUAAGGAAAGCACGGUUUCCUGGUAAUGUGUUCUUUGACGAUUGUCUUAGUCCCGUCAAGGGGUACAUGGGUUUGGAAAAACUUCCGGUUAUAGCUGCGCAGGCAAACUUCAUUGAUGGAGGAUUGAUUCUACAUUUGAGCGUCUUGCACACGGCGUGUGAUGUACUUGCCUGGAAUAACGUACUCUUUGUUUUGUCAAAGAACGUGAAGGCUUCUUGGCCCGCCGAAGAUGAAGAAGCAGCCUCCGAGAAGUUGAAGGAUUUUGAGGUCCUGCCUAGUUAUCUUGACCGAUCUCCACUCAUGCACGGAACCACCAACCUUGAACGGAUGGACAUACGAGAAUACAAGCUCCAGGUUGCUAAUUCGACGCUCGAGGAUCCCAGGAAUCAUCUGAUUGACUCUCCUCCCAAAUCAACUACUGAGAUGGCAAAUGCCCUUUUCUGUAUUUCCACCGCAAAAUUGGAGGUACUCAGAGAUGCUGUUUCCAGGGAGGGUUCAGCAAAAUCCUGGCUGACAGUAAACGAUACACUGGCUGCAUUAAUUUGGUGCUGUGUCAACCGUGCUAGAAUAUCGAUUCAAGGGCCUCUACGGGGAAAUUUAUCCGUUGCGUAUGAGGGCCGUACGGUUCUCGACCCACCGCUUCCCAAGAGAUACAUGGGGAAUGCUUCGCUGGGGUUUCCCAUCACUCUCGAUAUCCAUCCCCGGUCUAUCUUUGAUGCCGCUCUUGCUAUUUCAGAAUCACGAACUGAGUUCACUGAUAAGCACAUUAGAGACAUGACUGGGUUCUUGGAUAGCUUAGGUGAUAUCACAGAGGAACGUGUAUCGUAUGUCAAAACCUUAAAUCCAAUUUUGGUUAUCAGUAACUUGAAAGACAUUGAGGGUUUCGAGCAAGACUGGGGUGGCAACUUAGGUUUCCAAGAUGCGGCGAGGAUGGCCAAUCCUUUUUUGGAUUGUACUCCCAGGGUGCUACCAAUGCCGGCGCAACGGGAUGGAAAUGUGGAUAUCAUUGUUUGGAUUGAGAAGUCCGCAGUCGAGCGAUUGAAGGAAGAUGAAAUGUGGAACAAAUGGAUCACCCCCGUAAAUAUUUAGCUGAGUAAUGGAGGCCGAGGGUUGAUUGAAGGAUCUUGGGAGAACUUGCAGGCAUCGAGGACAAAGCUACGAUGAAGUCAAUGGACGGCGGGUUCGACUCUUCCUCCAGCUGUACACAACCCGCGACUGGAUGGGAUCUCGCUGCAGAUAAUAGCGAGACAGCCCACGCCCAGUGGGUGGUAUGUACAUUUCUUUGAAUUUGGAGUUUUUUUCCUUUUCCAUAUGACCGUAAACUAAGGAUGGGCCCUUUACGUAAAGUAGAGCUAGUUUACAAAU